GACGUAGUUCCGUGUCGGGUUGGUGGUGGAGGCCACCACUGCCUUUCCAGUCCUAGAGCUUGCUUCACUCAGUAGUGAGACACACGCGGAUAGGAGUGGAGUGGUCGGCCGCACACCAGCUUGCUUACCCACUUGCUUUAUUGUGUCGUGUGAGGCGCAGCGUGGGCAGACAGCAUGGGGCGCGGCGUGGAGAUGACCAGCGGCGGGAAAUGUGUCCGCUUUCUGAUGUUCGCCGUCAACUUCAUCAUAUGGAUAUCCAGCAUAGUCAUAUUGGUAUUGGGCAUUUGGACGGUGGUGGACCGGCCCUACCUAGAGAAUUUGCUGGGUAACGAGAUGUACAUGACGGCUGCCUACAUCCUCAUUGCUACUGGCUGUAUCAUAUUCUUCAUCUCCUUUCUUGGCUGUUUCGGUGCGCUGAAAGAAGUCAAAUGUAUGCUACUGACGUACUUCAUCAUAGUGUUGUUGCUGUUCAUCAUCCUCCUGAUUGGUGGCAUCCUGGGCUACGUAUUCAAGGACAAAGCUAGCACGUCCAUCAAACACACCAUGAUGAGCACCAUGCGGGAUUAUGGUACUAAAAACUUUGAGCAAGUCACCAAGGCCUGGGACGAGACACAGCAGGCAAUGAAGUGCUGUGCUAUCGAAAAUCAGGAUGAAUGGAUGAAUUACAACAAUGCAUUCUCCACGGGGGGUGCCAAAGUCCCCAAGACCUGUUGUAAGAAGGACUCUGAUGGAAAUUUACAGGAAUGCCAGUCAUCACCAAACAGCGAUAACUCCUACACGGAUGGCUGCUACAAGAAGGCUGUGGAGUUUGUGGAGCAGCAUGCAGUCGUCAUAGGAGGAGUAGCCAUUGCAGUGGCAUUGAUAAUGGUCCUUGGCCUUGCUUUGUCGAUCAUCCUCUUCAAGCUGAUCUAGUGACCUUUUCUGUGGUGUGAAGAGGCAACACAACAAAACUUUCCUUUUCCCAGUAAGAAUGGUUGGUUAUGUGGAAAUGAUGUAUUUAAGAUAAUCGUAUCCUAUGUGUCUAUAUAACAAGCCAACAUUUGUGCAAAGGGGCAGCUGAGGCAAAAUGCAUGUGUACACACACACACACACACACACACACAGUGAUUUGGACUUGCUUUCAUGACAUGUGGUACUGGCAAAGAAAAUUCCUUGCAUGAUUCAUUUGGGAAUCUGGUUGUCAUCACCAAGUGGAUAGUCAUGCAGGAGAUAACCAGGGAUAAGAUUGAGGUUCUUUAUAUCUAGAUCUGUGCUUUCAUCAACUGAUGAUUUUGUUGUCUUUUAAGUUUGAUGCCUCCCACUUCUUUAGUGUUAGUUAACACAACCACCUCUCACCACUCUCAGAUAUGCUCUUCUGUUUGUAUUUCUUUUCAUGUUUAUCCUUUGUUAUAGAUUGUUCACUCGCCACCACAUUCACAUCCUCAUCCUCUUGUGUAAUGCCUACUUUACACACGAGUUGACUCCACCUGUUGCCCAGUGUUUUAUGUGUACACACAGAUGCUUUGCCUCAUCUGUCCCCUUUGUGGAGAAUGUUGGCUUGGUAUGUAGAGACAGAAGUUUACAUCCAACCUCAAUUUAUAUUUUGAUAGGUUUGUGUCUGUCCAGUGUAAGGAAAUAAUCAUUUACCAAAUUAUGAUUUAUAAGUGCCUUUGUGAAGUUCCUCACUGCCAUGAACUUCACACUUCAGCAAGACAUGACACAAUCUGCGAGUUACUCUGUGACUCGCAUUCUGGUUUGGUAUGUACGUAGUCUGCAGUCUUUAUUAUUUAUAACAGUGUUCUCCAAGAGGUCAGGUGAUGUGCUGUGUUAGUUCCAGUGAAAACCUCCAUACUCGAUCCUGUAGAUGGCUUUUGAAGUCAGAAGGAUGAAUGCAAUUUCUGGCUAGACCAUGUACCUCUUUAGCUUUUGAAAUGGUUUCCAUAGUAAGGUUUUGACAUUUUGAUGAAGGUGCAUAUGUAUCUCAGAAGCAUGGUUAAGUCUUUAGUCAUUUGUCAUGUGUGUUCAAUCAAUUAUGUGAUUUGUGUGAAACUUUUAGUGCUUAAGGUUGAAUGUUACUGCAAGUAUAGUUUUUUUUUUUUCCACAUACUUUAGUGAACUGCAGUAAGACAUUUCCUCAGCAAGACCUGAACACAUUUGGCAUAUGUGCAUUUUACCAUAAGGGAGUUCUACUUUAAUGAGUUGUAAGGAGUUUAUCUAAUGUGUUUGCUUUUCUUGUAUAUUUGAAAGGCCUAAGCAAGUUGAGUUGGCUUUUCUGUAAUUCUAAUUGUUUAUAAUUUUCGUAGAGCACUUUACUUUUUAGAACUUUACCAUGGUCUUAUGUGGAGAUUUAAAGUUAGAGAAUCCAAAUUCUUUUAAUAUCCAGAAGAUCGAUUGUGUAGUUAUAUUUUCCAUGCUAAUCUUUCCAUUCAGUUCAGGCCAACUCUCUCUAAUCUGAAUUUUUUCUGUUGCCAAAUGUGUUCACUGGUUUUUUUUGUUUUGAUUCUCAGUGAAUUUUGUGAUCAUAUCAGUAUCUUUAGGGUCCUCAUGACAGCAUUGUACCUUGAACAAGGCUGUGAGGAGGCUUGGGGUGAAUGCUGUUGGCUUCUACUGGACUACCCUGGGUUGAAAAAAAAAAAAAUGAUGCUGUAAAUAUAUUUUGCUCCAUUGUUUGAAGUUUGUGGUUACACUCCAUCACUUGGAGAGUAGAGAUUUUUUUGUUGUGUUGGAUUUCCUCUUGUGCAAUUUAUUUUUUUUAUUUUCAUUUAUUUUUUUUUGUUCUCUAUUGUUCACCAGUGACUUUUACACUUGAGCAUAGGGAAUGCUACAUUUCUAGAAUUAUUAGUUUUCAAAUGUGGGGGAUUCCAUAAGGGAAUCACAAUGGAAGGAUGACUUUAUUUGUAUAUUUUUAAACAUUUUUAUUCUGUUCUUUUUAAGGUUCUGUGUACCAGUAAUGUGUGAUGUGGCAACCUGUAUUCAUUCAAAAUAUCUUGGCUCCUUAAAUUUUAUUUUAUUUGGUCAGUAUUUGUAUAUUUAAUGAGUAUAUGGUACUCCUUAGCAAGUUUUUAGAAAUUACUAUGCAGAAAUAUAGGGAAUAGCAACAGACCAUACUGUAGGGCUUAAAUAUUAGUUAUAAUUUACUGUUUCAUUAUCAUUGUGAAGGCAGUUUCCAUGUUAUUUACUCAUUCACAUGUUAGUGGGUUUUAGGGAGCUGUGAAGGAAGCUUUAAAGAAUAGCUUAAUGCAUCUACGUGGCUGUCAAACUCCUGUGGGAACUUAGAGAUAUUUGCUAGAUCACAGUGCCAACAUGUCCUUGAGAGUUCUCACUUGAGAGUUCUUAAUUCUAAAGCAACAUUACAGUUCUUGCUUCAGUGGUAUUUUUACAGAUAAAUCACUAGGAAAGUGAUUUUCGGAGUAAAGCUGGUGAAGUAUGUAAAUUAACAAUUACUAACUCUUCUGCUGGCAAAAAAAGGGAUAAAUCAGAUAUUUGCAGUGUAUUGAACUUAUAAUUUUGUCUAGGUUUUCCUAAAUAUAGAAAAUUGAGGGUGCAAAUUAUGAAAUUUUUGUAUUGCCUAAAAGUCAUGCACUCCAGUAUUUUAAUGAGGCAAUGUUGCCUUUGUGGGUUAAUGUAGGACAAAAAAAAUUUAUAUGAUGUUAAAGUGAUAGCUCUACCUCUAAAAAGUCUCACCCUUGGUGUGGACAGCCACCUGAGCAUUAUCUUGUUUUAAAAAUGUCAAUUUUUGUACUCGACUCUUCCUUCUGACAACUUUUUUAAGUGCAAAGAAAACUGAGAAGCUUAGAAUUUCUCAGUUCUGUACAGUAGUUCUAUACUGUAUGCAGUGAUCUAAAGAGUAAUUUCAUUCAUAGGAAUGGACAUCACAUGGGUAUAAAUUUCUUGUUCUUGUGGGGGAGGGACAAAACUGAGGGAAUAAACAAAGGAUGGUUAGUUAAAAAAUGCACACUUUCCUAGUGCUAAGAGAAUGUUUUAGUGUUUGUGAAGUCUGAAGUUGAUCACCAACACUCAUCUCCGCAUGAGGAAUGUGUAUUUACAUUGUAAAUUUAUUACCAUGUCCAAAGAUUUAUAUAGUGGUAGUCUGUAUUCUAGAUUUAAGAUAUACAAUGACUACUUCAUAAUACCACUCUUAUUCUGUGUGUUUUCUUGUGUGAAAUGUGGAAAUAAAUGUUACAUAAAUA
This is a messenger RNA of Scylla paramamosain (green mud crab), 4169 nucleotides long. Its product is annotated as CD151 antigen-like. NCBI's taxonomy places the organism in Eukaryota, Metazoa, Arthropoda, Malacostraca, Decapoda, Portunidae. Gene Ontology annotation, cellular component: plasma membrane. The record is from RefSeq and is a predicted model, not a curated record. Bases 175 to 912 code for a protein of 245 amino acids. The transcript has 7 exons.